Klebsormidium nitens is the source of this 785-nucleotide messenger RNA. NCBI's taxonomy places the organism in Eukaryota, Viridiplantae, Streptophyta, Klebsormidiophyceae, Klebsormidiales, Klebsormidiaceae. The record is from the annotation of a GenBank genome assembly.
GCAGAUCUCGCCGACGAUGUUUGGCGGGCCAGGUAUGUGGUCGAUGACGAGGCGUAUGGCAAACUCCUCCAGAAAGAUGAGAUCGGCACGCUGGAUGAGGUGGAGGUGCGGCAGAAACAUGUCUUUGAGUGCAUCCGCAAUGUGCACAAGGUUGAUCCGCGUCGAGUCGACCACAACUACGAGGUGGUGCACUGCGGCAAGGAGCUCGUUCCGUACGAGAACUACAUCAGGUUUCAAACGACCCCUUUCUCUGACAUCAUGGACGAGCUCACGAGAGCCUUGAAGGAAGGUGACAUGGAGGGCGUCACAAAGGAGUAUGCCGCUGCCAGGGGCGACAUGUCGCGUCGGGUACCCUUUGCCGCGAUGCUUCUGGCAGCUCUGUUGGGGUGCCAGCCGGGGGAGGUGGAAAGGCGUAAAGAGGAUGGGUUUGCGGUGGAGGAGGAUACAUUGCAAGCGAUCCACGACACGGUGCUCGGGCCAACGCCUGAGCGGCUCAGCUUCGUUCGCGACUUUUACGGGAUAGACCAGACGGCUCGGGACUUGUCAGCAACAAUGAAGCGCAAUGCCAUCAAGAAGAUUCUCCACUUAGGCCUCGGGCUCAACCAUAUCGCACCAAAGAAGUCCAACGGGAAAUUUGUUGCUGGCCGGCCCCACCUUUUCAAGCCGCUAUUGUGGCAGGAAGUGCGAGAGAAGUACGGUCAGCUCGAUGAGUACGAGGCGGCACUACCGAUAGAGAGAUGCAUGAUACGCACGUAGAAGUAGCUUCUGGUGCUGGUCGGUACGAG